UGUGUCAAAGUCAAAUAAAUAUGAAGAUUCGUCACUUUUAUUAACUCACGUUGUAUUUUAUUAGAAUUUUAAUGCAAUUCAACACAUCUUGUUGUGAUUAUAAUAACUACAGUUCUUCAGCAUAAUUGUGCGGUAACGUUAAAUAUAAUAUUCUGUUAAUAAAUAAAAAUGCGGCUUGUAGAUGCAACAAAACUUUCGCAACUUCAAAACAAACCCAAAAAUAUUCGAAAUAUUUGUAUUGUGGCACAUGUGGACCAUGGGAAAACAACAUUGGCCGAUUCUUUAAUAUCCAGCAAUGGUAUCAUAUCACAGAGAAUGUCAGGGAAGCUCAGAUACAUGGACAGCAGGCCAGAUGAGCAAGAGAGAGGUAUAACUAUGAAAAGCAGCAGUAUUGCUCUAUACCAUGCUACAAAUGAAGAAGAAUACUUGGUAAACCUUAUAGAUUCACCUGGACAUAUAGACUUUUCCAGUGAAGUAUCAACAGCAGUCAGAUUGUGUGAUGGAGCUAUAGUUGUUGUCGAUGUUGUAGAAGGUGUAUGCCCACAAACAAGAUUAGCACUCAAACAGGCAUACUCGGAGAAUAUUCGUGCAGUACUUGUACUGAACAAAAUAGACAGGCUCAUAUUAGAAAUGCAAUUGACACCAUUAGAUGCAUAUGUACAUUUGACUCAACUAUUAGAACAAGUUAAUGCUGUUAUGGGAGAAUUAUUUUCCACAGAAGUAUUUGAAAAUGAAAAUACUAGUAUACAGAAACAGAAAGAACAACAGCCAGUUCAAGAAGAUAAGGACUACUAUGAUUGGACAUCAGCCUUAGAAGAAGCAGAUGACUCCACCCUAUACUUUUCACCAGAACAGGGGAAUGUUGUUUUUGCCAGUGCUAUUGAUGGAUGGGGAUUCACCAUCCAUACUUUUGCUAAAUUAUUUUCUACAAAACUUGGAAUCAAAGAAGACCUACUAAGAAAAGUACUUUGGGGUGAUUUCUAUUUAAAUACAAAAACUAAACGUGUAAUGAAAGGUGCACAAGAGAAAGCUAAAAAACCACUGUUUGUACAAGUAAUACUGGAUAACCUUUGGAAUAUUUAUGAAACAAUAGUAACUAGAAAUGAGAAAGAGAAAGUAUCAGUGAUGUGUGAAAAAUUAGGCAUCAAACUUACUGCUAGAGAUCUUAGACAUACAGACACAAGAAUUCAACUUCAAUCACUCAUGAUGCAGUGGAUUCCUCUAUCGCAAACUAUACUCAAUAUGGUGUGUGAAAAACUUCCAUCGCCAAAAGAGAUUAUACCCGAUAAAGUUGAGAAACUCAUGUGUUCAGGUAUAGGAGACUUUGAGGCAUUGCAUCCUGAAACACAAAAGCUUAAAAAGGACUUCUUAGACUGUGAUAGUAAUAGUGAUAAACCUGUUAUUAUUUUUAUAUCGAAAAUGUUUGGUGUAGAUAAAAGUGCGCUACCAGAAAAUAAACCGAAGUCUUUGACAGAAGAUGAGAUGGCUGUUAGAAGAGAGAGAGCUAGGCAGUUGCGUGAACAGCAGAAACUUAAUAAUACUACUACAGAACCUGUUUCAAUUAAUGAACAAAAAAAGGAAAAUAUUAAAGAAGAUAUUGAAGAUAAAACAGAAGAUAACCAGGAAUUAGAUGACAAAGAGCAGCCCGCGUUUAUAGCUUUCGCUAGAAUUUUUAGUGGUAAAGUCAAAAGAGGUGAUAAAGUAUAUGUUUUAGGACCUAAACAUGACCCGUCCAAAGUACUUAGUAGUAAAGAUUAUAAAAUAGAUUAUGAUAAGAAAUUAAAAGAUUUGAAUAGUGAUGAACACAUUACAUGUGCUGAAAUCAAAUCUUUGUACAUUUUAAUGGGAAGAGACUUGGAAAGUAUAGAUGAAGCUAUUGCUGGCAAUAUUAUAGGCAUAGGUGGUCUAGAAGAACAUGUGUUGAAAACUGCAACACUCAGUAGCACAAUAGCUUGUCCAGCAUUCAGUGAGUUACAAUAUGCAGCUGUCCCGAUUCUCAGGGUGGCUGUUGAGCCGACGGUACCUUCACAAUUGCAACAACUAGUCAAAGGUCUCAAACUCUUGAAUCAAUCAGAUUCCUGUGUCCAAGUGCUGUUGCAAGAGACAGGUGAACAUGUUUUAGUCACAGCCGGUGAGGUUCACCUAGAAAGAUGUCUCGAAGAUUUAAAGAAACAUUACGCGAAGAUACCAAUCACUGUCUCCGAACCUAUAGUUCCAUUCAGAGAAACUAUAGUAGAACCACCAAAAAUAGACAUGGCUAACGAAGAAAUUGACGCACAGAAUGUAGACAAAAGUAAUAAAAAAGAGGAAAACCCGGUUAUCACAGUGUAUACAAAUAAUAAACAGAGUAGAAUAAAAAUAAGAGCUAAACCCAUACCAAAUGAAAUAACGGCCCUAUUGGAUAAAUCAGCAGACCUCCUUAAAGCAAUAUCACAACAUAUAAAAAAUCUACAAAGUAUUUCAAAUAAGCAACAAUUAGAAACAAAAUUAGAAGGAUUGUAUCUAAAUGGUACAAAACAUAAGUUGUCGGAUCGCAUGUUAAAACUAAUUCAAAUUUUCAAAGAUGAAUUACAAAGCGUAUGUUCUAAGUUAGGUCCUGAAUGGAAAGACUUUGUUGAUCAAAUUUGGUCCUCAGGGCCUAGAAAUUGCGGUCCAAAUUUACUUCUAAAUCAUACUACUGAUUAUAGCACAAAGUUUCUUCACCACGAAAAAGAAAUUAAAGAUGAUCCUAGACUUGAAUAUGAAAGUAGUUUUGUAAAUGGAUUCCAAUUGGCUACUUUGGCUGGACCGUUAUGUGACGAGCCAAUGAUGGGUGUAGCUUUUUGCGUUGAAGAAUGGACGUUAAAUAAAAAUCAGGGAGAUGAUUCCUCACAAGCCUUUGGACCCCUAUCAGGUCAAAUAAUGUCAGCAGUAAAAGAUGGAUGCAGAAAGGCGUUCCAAGCACAACCUCAGAGGAUAAUGGCCGCUAUGUACUCUUGUGAUAUUGUAGUGGACCAAAAAGUAUUAGGUAAACUAUACGCGGCACUGGGUCGUCGCGGUGGACGCGUCAUAGCCAGUGACUUGCAGGGUGGCUCAUCAUCGUUCAGAGUACGCGCACUACUGCCGGUAGCUGAAAGCUUCAAGUUUGCACUGGAACUCAGGACGCAUACGUCUGGCCUAGCCGCACCACAGUUACUGUUUAGUCACUGGGAGGUAAUAGACAUCGAUCCAUUCUGGCGCCCGCGGACCGAAGAAGAAUAUCUGCAAUGGGGGGAGAAAUGGGACGGAGUGAACCGAGCCAAGGCAUACAUGGACUCGGUCAGGGUCAGGAAAGGCUUGGCCACAGACAAACAGCUGGUCCAACAUGCUGAGAAACAAAGGACUUUGUCUAAGAAGAAGUAGUUAUAAGCUUUCCGUUUCUUACAAAAAGAACUUUCUGUAAUGAUGUUUGUUAUAUGUAGGUAAGUGUUGUACCUCUUUGUUCAGGUACUAUUACGAAUAUGGAUGCAGUCUGAUUUAAAUAGAUGUAGGAUGCAUCGUAUUAAUCUAAAUGUUCAAGGAAUGAUAUUCUGUUAAACUUUAAAUUACUUGUUAUCGCUCAAUUUACUUGUCAAUAUUAUUUGAGCAAACUGGAAAAAAUCUAUCGACCGACUGAAUUCAGUGAUUUUGUUGGUAAAAAUGGCCAUAACUUUCGGGCAAAUGUUUAAAUUUGUCAUUUCAGAAUAAACCCCUAGAUUUAGAUAAAGACCUACGCAGACGAGGCUCAAUUCACAACGUCUGGGCAGACCCAUAAAAAUAAAUAACUCGUCUAUUUUUAUAACAUUGUCAUAAUAAAAAUAAUAAUUGGUUUAGAUCUUGGUGUACAUUACAGAAACAAAGUAAAUAAGAGAUUAUAGUAAUAAAUAAAUAAAUAAUGAAAGGAAUUCUUGGAAGGUUACAUUCUCCAACCUAAUGUAAUUAUAAACCCGAACCCCUUUGCAAUAAAACGAUCACUUAUGAUGAUCUUCAACAGCUAAAUAAAAAUCUCCAUUCAUAAAAUCAUUUAGAAAUUAUAUUCUAAAAUAUCCAAUUUUUUUACCUGGCUACAACAACCCCAAUAAUUUUUUAUUCCAUUUAAAGAAUUUUAAAAUAAAUUAUUUUCUUUGUUCGUUUUUCUUAUUGUAAAUUACAUAUCUUUUUGUAAAAGAGUACAGUUUAAAGGCACAGAAUACAAUAUGUCCAAGAGUUUAAGAUUUCUAAAUACGAGUUAACAUUUAAAAGAUAUAUAUUUUAAUGUAUAACCAUAAAUGGCAUAAAUAAUAAAGCCGUAAUCGUAGUUAUUGUGUAUACUGUAAACCACUUACCUGUAAACAUUCUGUGAACUGUUCUUCCAUUCUGAAACACUGUAAAACUUAAACAUAAAUGCAUGAAAUUAUUAUUAUUGUUUAGAUAUGAUUUUUUAUAGAAUGUUAAAUUUCUUUAUUUCAUAGUUUUCUAUGUUAUUUAUAUCAAUUAAACUAUUAUUGAAAAA
Molecule: messenger RNA, 4489 nt
Organism: Galleria mellonella (greater wax moth)
Lineage: Eukaryota; Metazoa; Arthropoda; Insecta; Lepidoptera; Pyralidae
Product: elongation factor-like GTPase 1
Exons: 11
Coding region: 169-3381 (1070 amino acids)
Biological process (GO): cytosolic ribosome assembly
Cellular component (GO): cytosol; ribonucleoprotein complex
Molecular function (GO): GTP binding; ribosome binding; GTPase activity
Source: RefSeq, a predicted model, not a curated record